Acaulospora colombiana is the source of this 324-nucleotide messenger RNA. Lineage: Eukaryota; Fungi; Glomeromycota; Glomeromycetes; Diversisporales; Acaulosporaceae. The record is from the annotation of a GenBank genome assembly.
AUGUACGUGAACCCUUGCCUGAAUCCGAAACAGAAAGAAGAUCUUAUGCUUUUGGAAGAGAAGGACAACGAAGAUCCAGAUUACGUUUAUGAUCACGACAACACGGAACAGCGCGGAUUCGGUCACAUUGCGAUUGGCGUAGACAAUAUUGAAGCAGCUUGUAAACGAUUUGAGGAAUUGCAAGUUGAGUUCACCAAGAGACUGCAAGACGGCAAGAUGAAGAAUAUCGCCUUUAUUAAGGAUCCGGAUGGUUAUAUGAUUGAGAUCAUUCAAAAAGGACGUGAUGUGAAAAAGACAGAAUUAUUAGGAAAAAAUGAUGCGUAA